Messenger RNA from Nanorana parkeri, 1511 nucleotides. RefSeq names its product Kruppel like factor 7 (gene KLF7). The transcript is spliced from 4 exons. The record is from RefSeq and is a predicted model, not a curated record. Gene Ontology annotation, molecular function: RNA polymerase II cis-regulatory region sequence-specific DNA binding; DNA-binding transcription factor activity, RNA polymerase II-specific. Gene Ontology annotation, biological process: regulation of transcription by RNA polymerase II. Lineage: Eukaryota; Metazoa; Chordata; Amphibia; Anura; Dicroglossidae. Bases 160 to 1050 code for a protein of 296 amino acids.
GAUUGAUCAGCACUUAUUGUUCGGUUGUUGCUUGUGAGCUUCUGCUGACUGUUCCAACCACCUCUAAACGCUCCCCAAAAAGGGACUCCGGAUCUAUCCUUGUUGUAAAAGGACAGCAGUUAAGGAUUAUUCCAACAUUCCUCUUCCCAUCUUGCAAACAUGGAUGUUUUGGCUAGUUAUAGCAUAUUCCAGGAGCUGCAGAUUGUGCACGACACGGGCUACUUCUCAGCAAUGCCAUCUUUGGAGGAGAAUUGGCAGCAGACCUGUCUGGAGCUGGAACGGUAUUUACAGACCGAACCAAAGAAGAUGUCAGAGGCUUUUGGAGAGGAUUUUGACUGCUUCUUAAAUAGCUCAAUUCCUCAAGGUACAGAUGGUUGUGCCCAUAAACUAGAUCCAAUUGUAAUUCCUGUGGAUAUCAGCACGUAUGAGAAACGCCCUAGUAUGGAUAUUUUAUUAUCACAAGACAAACUUCUGUCAGAGACCUGUGUCAGCCUACAGCCUGCAAGCUCCUCUACAGAGUGUUACACAUCAGUAAACCAGGCACAGCUUAAUGCAGUUACAUCACUAACGCCACCAUCUUCUCCAGAACUCAGCCGACACCUUGUCAAAACCCCACAGUCCCUCACGGCUUUGGAUGGAACUGUGACAUUAAAACUGGUUGCAAAAAAGGCCUCUGUGAGCUCUGGAAAGGCUGCAGAAUCCUUGUCAGCUGCCAUUACAUCAAAAUGUGGGCUAAGUGACAAUGAACAGUCAGGAAACCCAGGAGAAGCCUCACCUGAAAAUAAGAAGAGAGUUCACCGGUGCCAAUUUAAUGGCUGCAGGAAGGUCUACACGAAGAGUUCUCAUUUAAAGGCCCACCAGAGGACGCAUACAGGUGAGAAGCCAUAUAAAUGCUCUUGGGAAGGGUGCGACUGGCGUUUUGCUCGGAGUGAUGAGCUUACGAGGCACUACAGAAAACACACAGGGGCAAAGCCAUUUAAAUGCAACCACUGUGACAGGUGCUUUUCCAGGUCUGACCACCUUGCUCUGCAUAUGAAGAGACAUAUUUAAGGACAUGUCAAAGCAGUAGUGGCUCUUAAGCCUAAGAGGACCAAGGAUUGCAGUGGAUUCCAGUGGUUAUGCCCAUGUUAUAGCAGGAGUUACAGAACAUUUCUUCAUGUAAAACGUUGUACACAAAAAUCCAUAUCAAAAGUUCAUGCACCGUCAUACACUCAAGUAUACAAGAUAAUGUUUGUUAUGCCUUACCCCCCAGCCUAAUUAAGAGACGCCGAGUUUUGGAGAGCUGAGUGCUUAAGAAACUGUUCCAUACUGUUCUUGUGUUACUCUGGAAGCCAAGACACUGAAAAUUCCUGCAAGCAAACAGUAAUAUAAAGGUAUCAAAAGAACCCACUUUUUUGAAGCUCAGAAGCUGCUAUGAAAUCACCUUCGAGUUGCAUUGUUGUAGCACUAAUAUUUUCUUUUAAAAAGUAAAUUAAGAGGAAAAAAGACUGGUUCCAAACUAGAAAACUCAU